AGCGGGACGGUAGCGGCAGCAGCACCCUCAGCCAGCGGGACAAGUGUCCGUGCGGCGGCGGUGAGUCCCGGGCUGGCCUCGCUGCUCAGCCCCCUUCGGUCUACAUGUUUAUUCUGAGACUUUGCAAAAUCGUUGUGGCAUUUAGAAAAGAAAAUACCCUAAUACCCUUAGAUCUGCAUUUUGCUGUUGGGAUACUGAGGGAUUGUGAUUGUGAUUUCCAGUAGAGUCACAAUGAAGCGAAACUCAAGCAUUGCUGGAAGCAGCAGCCGACAAUCUAUGAUGGCACAGAGAGUGCCAGAUACCAGCAAGACAGGUCGUCAGACACCUCAGAUGAAGGACAGAAGCACCUUUGGGAAGCUGAGCAUGAGCAAACCUACCCCUGGAGCUUCAGAAAGAAAAGUCAGCUGUAUUGGGAAGAGAGUGAGUGGGGCUGGAGGGUCCCGCAGCAGCGUGUAUGGGGUGUUCGGGGCAGAAAAGAUAAAGGACCCCAGGCCCCUUCAUGACAAGACAUUCAUCCUACAAUGUAUCAAGAAGCUUUGUGAGUUUCUCACCGAGAAUGGUUAUCCCCACAAGGUUUCCAUGCAAUUGCUACAAUCUCCAUCAGUUAAGGACUUUUUAAAGAUCUUCACCUUUAUCUAUAAAUUCUUUUGCCCUUCUUAUGAAUUGCCUGGCUCAAAAUAUGAAGAGGAAAUUCCAAGAGUUUUUAAAGACCUUGGGUACCCCUUUCCUCUGACAAAAAGCUCCAUGUACAACGUGGGUGCACCACACACCUGGCCUCAGAUUAUGGCAGCUUUGGAUUGGUUAGUUGAUUGUGUCAAGCUGUACAAUUCCAUGAGGGAAAGGGCACCAUCCUUCGAUGCCAGGCAGAGCUGGGGAGAAGAGUCUGAUGAUGGAAUUGUCCAUCAUGAGCUUUUCCUGGAUUACUGUCUGAAGUGCUAUGAUCUUUUCAUGAAAGGGAGAGAUACCUUUGAGGAGGUGGAUGCUGAAGUACAGUCAAAAUUAAAGGAGUUAUUUAAUAUAGAUGAAGUCCAGAUGGAAAGUUUAGUAGCUGAAAACAAAAGACUUCAAGAAGAGAUUGCAAGAGUAGAAAGAGAAAAGGAAAGUGAGCCGGAUCGUAGAGUAAGGCUACAGAAUGUGAAAUUGUCUCUUGAAGCAGACAUCCAGAAAUACCAGGCUUAUUUGGGCAGUAUGGAGUCUCAUAUAGCCAUCCUUGAUCAAAAACUGGGAAGUCUUAAUGAAGAAGUUGAGACAGCAGAAACGGAAGUGGAAGCUGCGCACCAGGAGAAUGCCCGGCUCCAGCACAUCCUGGAUAACCAAAAGUACUCAGCUGUGGAUAUUGAGAGAAUAAAACAUGAGAGAAAUGAGCUGCAGCAAGCCAUUAACAAGCUGACUAAGGACCUGGAAGCAGAAGAACAACAGCUGUGGAAUGAAGAGCUAAAAUACGCUAGGCAUAAAGAGACAAUUGAAAAGCAACUGGCAGAAUAUCAUAAACUGGCUCGAAAACUGAAAUUAAUUCCUGUGACUGCUGAGAACUCCAAAGGUCACAACUUUGAGAUUUGGUUUAAUCCUGAGGCAGGAGCAAAUUGCCUAGUCAAGUACAGAACCCAGAUCAAGAUUCCCCUCAUGGAGAUCAUCAAUGAGACUGAGGAAGAAAUUAUUAAAGCUAUUGAACGGAAAAUGUCUUUGGAAGAUACUUUGGAACAGGUGAAUGUAAUGGUGAAGGACAAGAAACGCAGUGUGAAAAUGCUGACAGAAGAAGCUGAGGAGCUGGAUGAUCUUUAUCAGCAGAAGCUGAAGGAGAUAGAAGAGGAAGAGCAAAGAUGUGGAAAUGAACGGGAGUCAUUGAAGAAGCAUAAACAAUUCCUUGAAAGUGGAGUCUAUGAAGGUCUGAGUGAAGCCACAAAUGAAUUGCAUGAUGUCCAAAGACAAUACCAAGUGGUUUUACAAACAACAGCAGAAGGGAAGAGAAAAAUUGCUGCUAACUUGACUCGUGUUAUGGAAACAGUUUCUACUCAUAUAGCAUCUGUAAAGAAAUACCUUAGUGAACAGAAUGAGAAAAUUGACAGAGAAUAUGAAGAAUUCAUGUCUGAAGAUCUGUUGUCAGACUUGACCAGCAUCCUACAGAGUUAUGAAAAGAAGGCUUGAAGUCCCUAAUCACUGGAAAGGUUAAGAUAAAAAUGUUGUCUUUCUGAAGCUCUGGUAGGGAGGUUUCUAAAAGGAUGGGUACUCCCUG
This is a messenger RNA of Ficedula albicollis (Collared flycatcher), 2233 nucleotides long. RefSeq names its product kinetochore protein NDC80 homolog. Gene Ontology annotation, cellular component: Ndc80 complex. Gene Ontology annotation, biological process: attachment of mitotic spindle microtubules to kinetochore. The transcript has 17 exons. NCBI's taxonomy places the organism in Eukaryota, Metazoa, Chordata, Aves, Passeriformes, Muscicapidae. The record is from RefSeq and is a predicted model, not a curated record. Bases 232 to 2145 code for a protein of 637 amino acids.